Molecule: messenger RNA, 1308 nt
Organism: Penicillium crustosum
Lineage: Eukaryota; Fungi; Ascomycota; Eurotiomycetes; Eurotiales; Aspergillaceae
Product: acyltransferase family protein
Exons: 4
Coding region: 1-1308 (435 amino acids)
Biological process (GO): polysaccharide biosynthetic process
Cellular component (GO): membrane
Molecular function (GO): acyltransferase activity, transferring groups other than amino-acyl groups
Source: RefSeq, a predicted model, not a curated record
AUGCAAUACCUCCAACCUUCUCAUCUAUACACCCGUUUAAUAGACACAAUACCCACAUCCAUACCUUUACCUUGGUCCUCCGAUCCAGCAGUGAAAGGAGAUCCCAAAAAGAGUGUUAAAUGGAUUGAUGGUCUCCGAGGAAUCGCCUCAUUCCUAGUAGUCCUCACCCAUCUCGCCCGAGCCUGGGACUAUGGUCUAUUCUCACCACGCGACAACGAAAAAGCCACCCCACGAAUCCUCCAAUGGCCCAUCCUCCGCAUCCCCUGGCAAGGCCGCCUGGGCGUAACAAUCUUCGCCUUCCUAACUGGCUAUGUCUGCGCGCUCAAACCACUCAAGCUGUCGCGAGCAGGUGAUACAACAGGGGCAUUCGAAACAAUAGCAAAGAGCGCCUUUCGUCGACCGCCACGACUCAUCUUCCCGGCAACGAUUGCGCUGUUCAUUUCGUGGAUUGUCGCGCAAUUCGGCGGCUUUAUAGUUGCCAAUAGGUCUGAUUGCUGGUGGUGCCGAUAUGCGGCACCAGAUCUGGCAGAUUCCUUCUGGAAGGAACUUCUUCGUCUGCCGAUGAAUUUCUUGUCGACUUGGACGACCGGAUAUAUGGCGUACGAUGAUCAUCAGUGGGCACUGCUACCACUGCUUUGUUCGUCUAUGUUGGUUUUCCUGGUGCUUUCCGCGACCAUGUUCGUCAAGUUUCGAUAUAGGGUUGUGGUCUAUAUUGGAAUGCUAUUAUAUUUCCAUCAGAAUGCAGGAAAGGAUAUAGAAACUUUCCAAAUGCAGGCCAUCUACGGCAUGCUCCUCAGUGACUUCUCCUACCACACAGCUCUCAAAGACUGGAUAGAACAACACCCGCGAGGAAGGAAGAUGAUCACCAUUCCACUCACAAUUUUCGCAUUGCUCAUCGCUUCAUACCCCGGUGAACAUCCCGAAUGGGCCGGUUGGUCUAACGACUUCCUCUCCAGCAGACUUCUCCUCUGGCUCGGCAAGCAGAGUUUCGCUGUUUACCUCAUCCACGGAACUAUGUUGCGCGUUGUCCUCUGCUGGAUGCUAUAUGGCAUCAGCGGUCAGCCGUGGAAGGGCCCUGAGCCAUUGACUGACGACAAGCGCGAUGACUGGUUGCGUAUCCGGCCGCCGUGGGUCGUUGGUAUUAGUAUUCCGAUCUGGAUUGGGCUUGUUUAUGUCCUUGCGACGCUGUGGACGGCGUAUGUGGAUACAUUCUGUGCUUCUAUGACUCAGAAGCUGGAGAAGGCUGUUUUUGUUGAGGACGAGAAGACACCGUUGCCUUCGCAAUCGAUCCCUAUGCAGACGACUUGA